Pteronotus mesoamericanus is the source of this 627-nucleotide messenger RNA. It is a transcript of the gene NMB, whose product is annotated as neuromedin B. Gene Ontology annotation, molecular function: neuromedin B receptor binding; neuropeptide hormone activity. Lineage: Eukaryota; Metazoa; Chordata; Mammalia; Chiroptera; Mormoopidae. The record is from RefSeq and is a predicted model, not a curated record. The transcript is spliced from 3 exons. Gene Ontology annotation, biological process: neuropeptide signaling pathway; positive regulation of hormone secretion. The coding region runs from base 39 to 533 and encodes 164 amino acids. Gene Ontology annotation, cellular component: neuron projection.
AGGCCCGCAAGCUCUUCUCAGUGCGGCCGGGCAGAGCCAUGGCCCUGCGGGCGCGGGGUGCUCAGCGGCUGGGCGGCAUCCUGCUCUUCGCUCUGCUCGCUGCGAGUGCCGCCUCACUCAGCUGGGAUCUCCCCGAGCCCCGCGGCCGGGCCAGCAAAAUCCGAGUGCACCCGCGGGGCAACCUCUGGGCCACCGGUCACUUCAUGGGCAAGAAGAGUCUGAAGCCCCCCAGCCCACCCCUACUGGGGGCAGCUCCCCACUUCUCCCCGAGGGACCAGAGACUGCAGCUGAGUCACGAUCUGCUCAGGAUCCUCCUGCUGAAGAAAGCUCUGGGCCUGGGCCCCGGCGGCCCACCACCUCCCACCCGGGAGGCUGCUGGUGGACAUGCUGCGGAAGUGAUGCCAUUAGUGAGGAAGAUGCGACAACGUGGCUUAGAUUGUGCCCACCCAGGGAAGGUGCUGAAUGGGACCCUAAUAGUGGCCCCAUCUGGAUGUAUAUCCUGGGCUCAAAUCUCUGUUACUCCAUUACUGUGAUUUCUGGUCGGGUCACUGGGAAUGUCGCCAAGGCAGACACAAAUUAUGUCCCUGCUGUAUUUCUUGCUUCCCUGUUGAAGUGGUGAAUAAAAAA